Messenger RNA from Canis lupus familiaris (dog), 2369 nucleotides. It is a transcript of the gene SQLE, whose product is annotated as squalene epoxidase. Lineage: Eukaryota; Metazoa; Chordata; Mammalia; Carnivora; Canidae. Gene Ontology annotation, biological process: cholesterol metabolic process; sterol biosynthetic process. The transcript is spliced from 12 exons. The coding region runs from base 320 to 2041 and encodes 573 amino acids. Gene Ontology annotation, cellular component: endoplasmic reticulum; membrane. Gene Ontology annotation, molecular function: flavin adenine dinucleotide binding; squalene monooxygenase activity. The record is from RefSeq and is a predicted model, not a curated record.
CGCGGGGCGGUGUCUCUCCGCGCUCCCCCCCGGCCAGGCCGCGCCCAGACGUCUCCCCUCCGCGUCCGCCUGCCGAGGGGCACCUGCUGCAGGUGAGCGAGGACAGUCUCCGGCCCGGCGAGCGCACGUCGCCCGCGGAGACGCCGGCGAUUCCGCGGAUUUGGGUCGUUACCCUGCGACGGUGCUUGCUGGACCCCGGCCGCUUCCUCCUCCUGCUUUUGGUGGCACGUUCUGGGGAGCACCUCGGAUCGCCAGAACCCUACAAAGAAAAAGGAGGAUCUCCGCUUUGACCCCGGGGCACCGGCGGAGGCUCCGAGCCAUGUGGACCUUCUUGGGCAUUGCCACUUUCACGUACUUUUACAAGAAAUGCGGAGACUUCGUGUCUUUCGCCAACAAGGAGCUGCUGCUGUGCGUGCUGGUGUUCCUGUCCCUGGGCCUGGUGCUCUCCUACCGCUGCCGCUACCGGAGCGGGGCCCUCCUGGGGCGCCAGCGGAGCGGCUCCCAGUUCGCGCUCUUCUCAGAUAUUCUGUCGGCCUUGCCUUUCAUUGGCUUCUUCUGGGCCAAGUCACCCCCGGGAUCAGAGGAUAAAGAGCAGCCUGCGUCUAGGAGGCACAAAAAAGGAACCAGUAUUUCAGAAACAACCUUAAUAGGAGCAGCUGCCUCUUCAAUACCUUCUCAAAAUGACCCAGAAGUUAUCAUUGUGGGAUCUGGUGUACUUGGCUCUGCUUUGGCAGCCGUGCUUUCCAGAGAUGGAAGAAAAGUGACAGUGAUUGAGAGAGAUUUAAAGGAGCCCGACCGGAUAGUUGGAGAAUUUCUGCAGCCAGGUGGUUACCGUGUCCUUGAAGACCUGGGUCUUAAAGAUGCAGUGGAAGAUAUUGAUGCCCAGGUGGUAGAUGGCUACAUAAUCCAUGAUCAGGAUAGCAAAUCAGAGGUUCAGAUUCCUUACCCUGUGUCAGAAAACAGUCAGGUGCGGAGUGGAAGAGCUUUCCAUCAUGGAAGAUUCAUCAUGGGUCUCCGGAAAGCAGCUAUGGCAGAGCCCAAUACAAAGUUCAUUGAAGGCAUCGUGCUACAAUUAUUGGAAGAAGAUGAUGCUGUGAUGGGAGUUCAAUACAGGGAUAAAGAAACCGGGGACGUCAAGGAACUCCAUGCUCCAUUGACUGUUGUUGCAGAUGGACUUUUUUCCAAGUUCAGGAAAAACCUGAUCUCCAAUAAAGUUUCGGUUUCGUCUCAUUUUGUUGGCUUUCUCAUGAAGAAUGCACCACAGUUUAAGGCAAAUCAUGCUGAACUUAUUUUGACUAAUCCGAGUCCAGUUCUCAUCUAUCAGAUUUCAUCUAAUGAAACUCGAGUACUUGUUGACAUCCGAGGAGAAAUGCCCAGGAACUUAAGAGAAUACAUGGCUGAAAAAAUUUACCCACAAUUACCUGAUCACCUCAAAGAACCGUUCCUGGAAGCCAUUCAGAAUUCUCGUUUGAGAUCUAUGCCAGCAAGUUUUCUUCCUUCUUCACCAGUGAACAAACGAGGUGUUCUUCUUUUGGGAGAUGCUUAUAAUAUGAGGCAUCCUCUUACCGGAGGAGGAAUGACUGUUGUUUUUAAAGAUCUAAAACUAUGGAGAAAAUUGCUAAAGAGUAUCCCUGACCUUUAUGACGAUGCAGCUGUUUUCCAGGCCAAAAAAUCAUUCUAUUGGGAGAGGAAAACAUCUCAUUCCUUUGUUGUGAAUAUCCUUGCUCAGGCUCUUUAUGAAUUAUUUUCUGCCAAGGAUGAUUCCCUACAUCAACUAAGAAAAGCCUGUUUUCUUUAUUUCAAACUUGGUGGCGAAUGUGUUGCUGGUCCUGUUGGGCUGCUUUCUGUCCUGUCUCCUAACCCUCUCAUUUUAAUCGGACACUUCUUUGCUGUGGCCCUCUAUGCCACAUAUUUCUGCUUUAAAUCGGAACCUUGGAUUACAAAACCCCGAGCCAUUUUCAGUAGUGGUGCUGUAUUGUACAAAGCAUGUUCUGUAAUCUUUCCUCUGAUUUACUCGGAAAUUAAGUACCUGGUCAAUUAAGCUUACAGGGGAACCAUUUGCAAAUGAAUAUUUUGAACUCGCCAAGUCCUAAGAGACUUUUGGAAGAGGAUGUACAUAGCAUAGAACUAUCCCACUUCUAAAGUGGAAACUCUCGGACCAAGAUUGGGGUUAAUUUGUUUUUGAAGUUUUUUGUAUAUAAACAUGUAAAUACAUACUUUGCAAUUUAAAAUGAAGGGUAAAAUAGACACUUAAAUGAUUGUUAUCCUAGAUUAGUGCUAACACUGAGGAAUUACAGUUUUUCUUUUGAAUUUAGUAGCUGGGAGGAGUCAUUGUGGGACUUACAAAUAAAGUGAAGAAUGAACUCUCA